Messenger RNA from Tremella mesenterica DSM 1558, 435 nucleotides. RefSeq lists its product as uncharacterized. The transcript is spliced from 2 exons. Bases 1 to 435 code for a protein of 144 amino acids. The record is from RefSeq and is a predicted model, not a curated record. Lineage: Eukaryota; Fungi; Basidiomycota; Tremellomycetes; Tremellales; Tremellaceae.
AUGGACACGGCUGGAGACGUGCACCUCUGGAGCUGCAUGGUUCAAAACCCCCCUCUUGGACCCGGCCAGAGCACCAUGCAGCUCCAGAGGGGUCCGGACACGGCCAGAGCUUUCUCACUUUCCCAACCAGCGGGGUUUGUGCUUGGUAGACAUCUAUGUUCCUUUUUACCUGAGGCGGAGACUGAAGAAUUGAGUAACAUCCAAGCGAAUCCCAAGCUAGAAGAUAUCUUGCGCUCUUCGAGGGAUGGCUGGAGCUCAGCAAUGUUGGGAGCUAUGGCAGAAAAUGAGGAACACAUGGCCGAGAAUGACAGUUCUAGCAAAGAGCUGCUUGAUGAGAUACUGAAUGGAACAUCUCCAUGGCGAGAAGCUUCACAUGUGUGCGCGAGGUUGGAGAGAGAGAGUUUGGACAACGAGGUCAUUGGAGACAAAGAAUGA